Molecule: messenger RNA, 981 nt
Organism: Phoenix dactylifera (date palm)
Lineage: Eukaryota; Viridiplantae; Streptophyta; Magnoliopsida; Arecales; Arecaceae
Product: high mobility group B protein 7-like
Biological process (GO): polar nucleus fusion
Cellular component (GO): nucleus
Molecular function (GO): DNA binding
Source: RefSeq, a predicted model, not a curated record
CUCGGGCUCUAGCAAUGGCGGGGGCUUCAUCGAGGACUCACCCUCCGAGGGGGCGGAAGAGGGUGGGGGCCGAGACUAAUACGCUGAAGCGCGCCAGGGAUGGAAGCGCGUUCACCAGAUGUGAAGCGUGUAACAAAGAUGUUCCAGUGGUUCUCAUUGACAUGCAUAUCUGCAGCCUUGAUUCUAAGAUCAGAACGAGCUUAGAGGCUCAGGUAGUGGAGAAAGUAGCUGAGGCUAACAAGCCUGCAGAAAGGAAGAGGGCGGCGUCAUCUGAUCAGAAGGAAAGAAAGGGCAAGAAAGGCAAGAAAUUUAAGGAUCCCACAGCACCUAAACGCCCUCCCACUGCCUUCUUCCUCUUCAUGGAUGACUUCAGGAAAUCAUAUAAAGAAGCCCAUCCCGAUUCCAAGAGUGUUUCUAUGGUUGCAAAGGACGGUGGUGAGAAGUGGAGAUCCAUGAGCGAUGAGGAGAAGAAGCCGUAUGUGGACAAAGCAGCAGAGCUGAAAGCAGAGUACGAGAAAGAAGUGGCGAAAUUAAAUGAAGAAAAUGAGGAAGAGAAGAAAGAAGAAAAAGAGGAAUCUGAGAAGGAAGAAGAGUGAGAAGCAGAGGAUUUUGAUUCUGGCAGGGUCUUAGUGAGAAUAGCUUCUUUGUUUUCUACCUGUAAAUUUUGAUGAGUUUCUUUGCUUGCAUGGAGGGGCUUUGUCCCUUUAAAGUUGCUUACUUUUCAGUGAGCAAAUUUUGAAGCUAUUCUAAGUUGUUAGCCUUUCAUUUGGAUGGUAUCAGCAAUAGUAUUCCACAGUGUAUACAUCUCAGCUUUUUUCCAACCUAUCCUAUAGCAAUAUUCUGUGUCACAGGCUAAACUUGUUCUAGAUUUUGUCCCAUGUUGAUACAUUGCUAUCCUUGGUUCUAUCUGUGCUGUUGUGUUGUGCACUGCAACUUGUACAGCAUUGAUGCUGCAUCCAGGAUAUGGCAACCGUUGAUGAA